UGGAAGAAGCUGAGGAUUUGGUGAAGAAGAUGCCAAUUCCACCAAAUGAAAUUGUUUUGGGGUCCCUUUUGGGCGCUUGUUAUUCACAUGGUAAGUUGAGGCUGGGGGAGAAGAUUAUGAGAGAGUUGGUUCAGAUGGAUCCCCUCAACACAGAAUAUCAUAUUCUUCUUUCAAACAUGUAUGCAUUGUGUGGAAGAGUAGACAAGGAAAAUUCCCUUAGGAAGGUUCUUAAGAGUAGGGGUAUCAGAAAGGUGCCAGGAAUGAGCUCCAUAUAUGUAGAUGGCCAACUUCAUCGGUUCAUUGCUGGGGAUAAGUCACACCCAAGAACUGCAGAUAUUUACAUGAAGCUUGAUGACAUGAUAUGCAAGCUGAGGUUGGCUGGCUAUGGUCCCAACACAAAUUGCCAAUUUCUGUUUGGUUGUCCCAAUGGGGAUGAUUGCAUGGAAGCAAUGGAGGAGGUAGAACAAGUGUUGUUCACUCAUAGUGAGAAGCUAGCACUUUGUUUUGGCCUAAUGAGCAAACCAUCUGGUUCUCCCCUAUAUAUUUUCAAGAACUUAAGGAUAUGCCAGGAUUGGCAUUCUGCUAUUAAGAUUGCUUCUGAUAUAUACAAACGUGAAAUUGUUGUUCGAGAUCGUUAUCGUUUUCAUAGUUUCAAGCAAGGUUCUUGUUCUUGCUCUGACUAUUGGUGAAUUACCCUUUAACCUGACAGACCUUUUUGGACCAGCAGAUUGAAGUUUCAUUAAUCAGGACUAAGGAGAAUAACUGGGCUUACAAUUCAGAUACAUUAUUUUUGUACAAUGCUUUCUACAAUAAUAUCCUUUUUCUCUAUCA
This is a messenger RNA of Glycine soja, 831 nucleotides long. RefSeq names its product pentatricopeptide repeat-containing protein At5g15340, mitochondrial-like. Gene Ontology annotation, biological process: RNA modification. NCBI's taxonomy places the organism in Eukaryota, Viridiplantae, Streptophyta, Magnoliopsida, Fabales, Fabaceae. Gene Ontology annotation, molecular function: zinc ion binding; RNA binding. The record is from RefSeq and is a predicted model, not a curated record. The transcript has a single exon. The coding region runs from base 30 to 689 and encodes 219 amino acids.